Limanda limanda (common dab) is the source of this 1044-nucleotide messenger RNA. RefSeq names its product 12-(S)-hydroxy-5,8,10,14-eicosatetraenoic acid receptor-like. The record is from RefSeq and is a predicted model, not a curated record. The coding region runs from base 1 to 1044 and encodes 347 amino acids. Lineage: Eukaryota; Metazoa; Chordata; Actinopteri; Pleuronectiformes; Pleuronectidae. Gene Ontology annotation, molecular function: G protein-coupled receptor activity. The transcript has 3 exons. Gene Ontology annotation, cellular component: membrane. Gene Ontology annotation, biological process: G protein-coupled receptor signaling pathway.
AUGUCUACAAAUGAUACAACUGAUACAACUGAUACAACUGAUAACUGCAGAGUGGACAAUAAUGUCACGUAUACAAAUCUCUCCUGGGUGAUGUAUGGAGAGUUCGCCCUGGGUCUGCCGCUCAACCUGUCGGUCCUCUUCAUCUUCAUCUUCAGAUUCAAGUUCUGGAAGAACAAAAGCAUCCUGCUCUUCAACAUCGUGGUGGCUGACUUCCUGCUGGUGGUGUGUCUCCCGGUCCGGGCCUACUACUACCAGGUCGGCCUGCGGCGCAGCGAGGACAACGGCGUGUGCAAGGUCAUGCUCUUCAUGCUCUUCCUCAACCGAGGAGCCAGCAUCACCUUCCUCAUCACGCUGACCAUCGACCGCUACUUCAACGUGGUCCACCUGGGGAGGAGGAACUUUGUCCGAGUGCUGAAGAAGUCUCCCCAGUUCUCCAUCAUCAUCUGGGUCCUGCUGCUGCCGCUCACCGUGCCCACCAUGCUGCAGAAAGACGGCUGCUGCAACAGCUUCGGACGAAACACCACAGAAGAGGACGUGGUGGACACAUUGAGAGAGGUGGUCUUCUUCUCUGAGAUCCUCAUCCCCUUCGUCAUCCUGGUCUACUGCACGGUGCGCAUCGUCCACCGGCUCCGGAAGAAGACCGUCGGGGAGAAGGCCAAACUGAGGAGAGCCGUGUGGCUGGUCAUGUCCGUGGCCGUGGUCUUCUCCAUCUGCUUCCUGCCGUGCGCUGUGGCCCGGGCCGUGCUGCUGAGCGUCCGGAGGAAGAACUUACAGGAAAUGGAGAAAGCCGUGGUGCAGGUGUACGACGGCCUCAUGGUUCUGUCGUACACCGACUGCCUGCUGGACCCGCUGGUCUACUGCCUGAGCAACACGGGGUUUAAAAACGCUUACAUCUCCACCUUCUGCCCCACGUUCCUGCAGAAGAGGCUGAAGAAACACGACAUCAGCUCAACGACAGGAACCAACACGGUUACGACCUCUGCAGCCAGAAAAAUCUCACUGCCGUUAUCAGGCAAGGGAAUUGUUCUUCUGCCGAAACUGUGA